Molecule: messenger RNA, 2731 nt
Organism: Oncorhynchus keta (chum salmon)
Lineage: Eukaryota; Metazoa; Chordata; Actinopteri; Salmoniformes; Salmonidae
Gene: hspa13
Product: heat shock protein 70 family, member 13
Exons: 5
Coding region: 321-1658 (445 amino acids)
Biological process (GO): protein refolding; cellular response to unfolded protein; vesicle-mediated transport
Cellular component (GO): plasma membrane; cytoplasm; cytosol
Molecular function (GO): ATP binding; heat shock protein binding; ATP hydrolysis activity
Source: RefSeq, a predicted model, not a curated record
ACCCUAUAAUGGUGACGUGUAGUUCUGUGGAUUAUCCACAUGAUUCUGGACGUAGAACAGGUCAAGAUGGGUUUCAUUAAUUACUACAGUUACAAUUGGCUAUCGUAAAGAGGAUAUGGUUAGUCAUAAAGUUAGCAGUGUAUUUAAGGGUUAAGAUUAAAAUUGCAUUUGAAGAAGAUACAUUGUAGAUAUAGGCGGGGUUUAUGACUUAGUGGCUGUGGUAAAUAGUGACAACAUUCAUCCAUUCCGAAACUGAUGAGGCGAUUAGCCUAUAUUUUGUUUUACUACGUUUCAGUUCGGUGGUAAAUCAAUACUUGACAAUGGCUGGGGAAAUGUCUAUGAUCGGAUCGGUCAUUCUGGCUUUAUUUCUGGCUGGCUAUCUGGGCCAGCAGUAUCUGCCUCCACCGAAACCCAAAGUGAUCGGCCUAGAUCUGGGGACCACUUUCUGCUCCGUAGGAGUAUUCCACCCGGGUACCGGGGAUGUGGAGGUGAUAGGUGAUGAGGAGGGGCGGAAGAGCAUCCCGAGUGCGGUGUCGUUCACAUCUACCGAAGUCCUCGCCGGUCACGAGGGUCAGAAUCUGGCCGACAGCAAUCCUGAAAACACCAUCUAUGAUGCCAAGCGGUUUAUUGGAAAGAUAUUCGAACAAGAGCUCCUUGAGCAGGAAAGUGCUCGUUAUCCAUUCAAGGUGAUAAACAACAAUGGCAGUGCAGAGUUCUUUGUCACCACCAACCAGACGUUCACAGUUACUCCUGAAUUCAUUGGUUCUCGGCUGCUGCUGAAGAUGAGGAAGAUGGCGGAGCGUCACCUGGGUGUCCCCAUUCAGAGGGCUGUUAUCUCUGUCCCUGCUGAGUUUGAUGAGAGACAGAGGAACUACACCAUCAGGGCUGCCAACCUGGCUGGACUGGACAUCCUGCGUGUGAUCAAUGAGCCCACAGCUGCAGCGAUGGCGUAUGGGUUACACAAGGUGGACGUGUUCAACGUGCUGGUGGUAGACCUGGGAGGAGGAACGCUGGACGUCUCUCUGCUCAACAAACAGGGGGGCAUGUUCCUCACCAGAGCCAUGGCAGGUAACAACAAGCUGGGGGGACAGGACUUCAGCCAGAGGCUGCUCCAGUACACCAUGGAGAGGGUCCGCCUGCAGUACGGCGUUCCCCCCACCCUCAAAGAGGACAUCCACCACCUCCGCCAGGCUGUGGAGGCAGCCAAGCUCAACCUCACCCUGCAGCCCAGCGCAGACCUCAGGGUACCCCUGCACCUGGAGCCCCAAGGAGACGCCAAGCAACCACCACAGGAGCCCACCAAGGACCCAAUCCCAGUCAUCUUCCAAGCAGUCAUCACCCGUGAGCUGUUUGAAGAGUUGAACGCAGACCUCUUCCAGAAGAUUCUGGCGCCUGUAGAGACAGUGCUGGCUGAGGGCCACCUGGGGAAGGAGGAGGUGGAUGAGAUAGUUCUGGUGGGAGGCUCCACCCGCAUCCCUAGGAUCAGGAAGCUGAUCAGUGAGUACUUUGGGAAGGAGCCCAACACCUCAGUGGACCCAGACUUGGCAGUGGUGACUGGGGUGGCCAUCCAGGCUGGCAUCAUGGGGGGCUCCUGGCCCCUACAGGUCAGCGCUAUAGAGAUCCCCAACAGACACCUCCGCAAGACCAUCUUCAAUUGAUCUAGUCUAGAGGUAGCAAGGAUGCCACCAGACAGAUACUUGCCAUAUUAAAGGAUGGUCUGCAUUCUAACUGUUAAUUGUGCUUCUCCAUCUUCACAAGGUGUGCAAUAGUAUUAUGAGGUUAAAAUAUGAUCUUCAGCUGUAAUAUGUUCUCACAGAGAAACUCAAAUUACACCAUCACUUUUUUACGGUCAACCCAACUUAUUAGACCAACUGUCAUAGAUUGAAAAUUGUGUUCAACUCAGGGAACAACCUUUAUUUCUAGAGAACUGUGACCAGCAAAGACACCUUCAGCUAUUUAUUUAUUUCUAGUGCUUGUACUGUGGGAGGAGGGGGAGGGGUGUACAUGAGGUGUUGUUUUUCAGUGGAUGACAACGUGCCUGUGCCUUUUCAGAGAGCUGCACUAUUAGGCUUUGUGCUUUUAAGUCACCUGAUAUGAAGAACCACUAGUCCUUUAGGGAGUCCUAUUGAUGAAGGCAUAAUGCUAUUAGUUUCGGACCAAAUAUUUUUGCACACAUUGUUACUAGCUUUACAUUCAAACAAUAGCCUCUGCUCAGCUUUGUAUGGGUUAACAGAUUGUCUAAAUAAGGGACAUGCUCAGUAUUCCACUAACUUAUUAGCCAGCAUCAUCAUUCUGGUGCAAUUGAAUUAAGAAUCACUGGCUGACAGAUGUAAGUGCCAUAAACACACAGGACUAGGCUUAUGGUGCCUGUUUGAAGUGUUACCGUGUCUCACAAGACUGCAGGUGGACAGUAAUGGUUGAGGCUGUUACAGCCCCUGGAAUUAGAGGACAAACAUGUUGACAAUUGACAUUCCAUGAUACAGUGAACAUAUUUAAAUAAUAUACCUUUUAGAGGUUUGUUCAAGGUAAACAGUUUGCAUGCAUAUCUUGUUGAACGUGCCUCAGAUACUGCACAGUUCUCUAGCGAUGUCAUAGGAAUUUAUCUAGACCGUUCCAUUUCAACGGAGUAUGUAGAUUUUUGUACUGCAAAUUUUGCUCCUCCAAAUGGCUCCCUUAGAUAUCUGCUUGUACUACAUGCUGCUUUAAAUAAAUCCUGAAUUAUCCAAAAUAC